GUGUGCUCUGGGCCCUUCUUGGACCGUGCCAACAUGACCCUGCAGUGCACCAAGUCAGCUGGACACUGGAGGAUGGUGGUAUGGGAUGAAGAAGGCUUCCAGGGCCGACGGCAUGAAUUCACAACCGAGUGUCCCAGUGUCCUGGAACUUGGCUUUGAGACCGUGCGAUCUCUCAAAGUCCUGAGCGGAGCGUGGGUAGGCUUUGAGCACGCCGGCUUCCAAGGGCAGCAAUAUGUGCUGGAGAGGGGCGAUUACCCGGGCUGGGAUGCCUGGGGUGGCAACACAGCCUACCCUGCAGAGAGGCUCACCUCCUUCCGGCCUGUGGCCUGCGCUAACCACCGCGACUCAAGGCUGACCAUCUUCGAGCAGGAGAACUUCCUGGGCAGGAAAGGCGAGCUGAACGAUGACUAUCCCUCUCUGCAGGCCAUGGGCUGGGACGGCACAGAAGUGGGCUCCUUCCAUGUUCAAUCUGGGGCGUGGGUUUGUUCCCAGUUUCCUGGCUACCGAGGUUUUCAGUACAUACUGGAGAGCGAUCACCACUCGGGUGACUACAAGCACUUCAGAGAGUGGGGUUCCCAUGCUCACACCUUCCAGGUGCAGAGUGUGCGCAGAAUCCAGCAGUGAGCACGCACUGGCCACCUGGGGUGCCUACGAAACGACUGGGUGACUGGCCGGAGGAUGUGGCUGCUCUUGGUUCUGGCUACCCUUGUGUCCUCUGGGAACCCCACACCCCUGUCAGCCAGCCCAUGCCCCGCCAGCUCAUGGAGCUCAAAGAAAUAAAAUGAAAAACUAAAGACUCAGUA
Messenger RNA from Mus caroli (Ryukyu mouse), 803 nucleotides. NCBI's taxonomy places the organism in Eukaryota, Metazoa, Chordata, Mammalia, Rodentia, Muridae. The record is from RefSeq and is a predicted model, not a curated record.